AUGGAUAGCACUCACCAGACGUCGGAACCGAUAACAGCGUAUCAUCUGCAUCCGGCAGUGCCGCCCCCGCAGGAUUUCGAUCUCGACCAUUUAGAGGACGUAGUCAAGCAGGAAAUGGUACCUGACCCGGAGGAUUUUCGUGCGAUGCAAGCACGAAGCGCAGGUGCUCAUCAGAUUCUAGUCUUGAACGAACAGCCCGGAACACCCCCAGAAACGCCUCCUGAUCAGCCCGAAGGUCUUCAUUGGCUUCAGCAGUCGAGCGCCGCUCUCAGCUGCCACGCUCCUCAUCACGCCCCUCCACGACGAGAGCCUCUGGACCUUCGGCCCGAGAAUGUCGACGCUUGGGUGCACCUUCCGAGGCGGGAUUACGACGGAGGGGGUGGCGGCGGGGGCGGGGGCGGCGGCGGAGGGGGUCAGGCUGGCCUAGGAAUCGGCCUUCCGGGGGGUGGGGGCCCUCGCAUGCAGCAUCCCCAGCAUUCUCUCUCUCAUCACAUGAUGCCACCUCUUGGGGCCGCCGGAACCAACGGAGCUGCUACAACUCAGAACGGAUCAUCUGGCGGUCGCGAUAUCUUGGACGACGACUUGUUGGUCUCACUGUCUGUGCGUGAACUCAACAAACGCCUCCACGGUUUCCCCCGUGAGGAAGUAGUUCGCCUCAAGCAGAAGCGUCGGACUCUGAAGAAUCGUGGCUACGCCCAGAACUGCCGAACGAAACGCCUGGCAAAACGACACGAGCUCGAGAGCCGAAAUCGGCUCCUACAAGCUGAAGUGAACCGACUACGCCAGGAGCUAGAACGGACUUGUCAGGAGAGAGACUUCUACCGGCAGCAGGUCGCCCUGACGAGUAAUCAACCACCGCCUCACAGCAACGCAGCCACCGGGGGGAACAACAAUCCCGCCGGAGGCAACAACAACAACAACAGCAGUACAGCGCCUCAACCAGCACCCAACCAAAAUCAUUCCACGCUGCUUCCUGUCAACUCGCAAAUUAUUCAGCAGAACUCAAGGAUGGCAUCGCAUCCCAUGUCCCAAAGCAAUCCUCACCAGGGUUUAGCACAUCAUCAUCAGACGAUGGUUCCCUCUGGACCUCAGGGCGGAUCGUUAUCGAGCGGAGCUUCGUCUUCUUCUCCGUCUUCUCCAGAGUAUUACAUGUGAUCCAGGCCCUUCUGCAGGAUCGCCUGCAGAUGAGUACUUACGGAAUUCUUCACUCGAUUCCGAAGAUGUCUCCGUCUGGAAGAGAGUGGACGCCCCAAGAACUCGACUCACAGCCGG
Messenger RNA from Galendromus occidentalis (western predatory mite), 1272 nucleotides. Its product is annotated as transcription factor MafAa. Lineage: Eukaryota; Metazoa; Arthropoda; Arachnida; Mesostigmata; Phytoseiidae. The transcript has a single exon. Gene Ontology annotation, biological process: regulation of transcription by RNA polymerase II. Gene Ontology annotation, cellular component: nucleus. The record is from RefSeq and is a predicted model, not a curated record. Gene Ontology annotation, molecular function: RNA polymerase II cis-regulatory region sequence-specific DNA binding; DNA-binding transcription factor activity, RNA polymerase II-specific. The coding region runs from base 1 to 1155 and encodes 384 amino acids.